Gastrolobium bilobum is the source of this 462-nucleotide messenger RNA. RefSeq lists its product as uncharacterized. The transcript is spliced from 3 exons. The coding region runs from base 1 to 462 and encodes 153 amino acids. NCBI's taxonomy places the organism in Eukaryota, Viridiplantae, Streptophyta, Magnoliopsida, Fabales, Fabaceae. The record is from RefSeq and is a predicted model, not a curated record.
AUGGACCCAAGAAUCUCCUUCUCCAAUGAUUUUGUGGUUGCCCAACAAACAACCAAGCGUGAAAAUAUAUACAGAGAAGCUCCUGUCUCUUCGGAUUUCGAAUUCUCUGUCAAGAACUAUUCCAUGAUAUCAGCAGAUGAAGCCUUUUUCCAAGGCAUGCUGUUGCCUCUGAAGAGUGACUGUUCCAAUAAGAAGAUGACUUUAAGGGAUGAGCUUCUUGUCAAUGAUGACUAUGAGGACGCAUUACCAAGAUUACCAAAGAGUUCAAGCCGGUGGAAGGAGCGAUUAGGCCUCAGGAAGGGUGCAUCUAAGAAAGAUAAGAAUAAGCGUGAUGGGUUUCUUCAGAGAGUUGCUGAUGAAAAAGGACCAACUUUUGGACAAGAAGACAUGACUGCUAGCAAAGACAAUAUGGAACUGUGUUAUGAAGAAGGAGUACAUUGCAGAGUUGAAGAAAUUCCAUGA